Molecule: messenger RNA, 1597 nt
Organism: Cololabis saira (Pacific saury)
Lineage: Eukaryota; Metazoa; Chordata; Actinopteri; Beloniformes; Belonidae
Exons: 11
Coding region: 202-1461 (419 amino acids)
Biological process (GO): cell division
Molecular function (GO): protein binding
Source: RefSeq, a predicted model, not a curated record
AUUAUAGAUAUUAUAUCUCUACGUUCAAUUAGAUGUUAAGUCAUGCAUCCAAGUGUUAUGUCCAUUACUGCUCUCCGUAGCAGCGCUUACCGCAUGCGCACUUCACACUUACCGAGUACACACUGGCCACGCGUGUACUAUAGUCACACUUCUAUUUUAAUGCCAGAAGCUUUGGAAAUAUAAUAGUUAUUGUUCAUAAGUAUGGGAGGCCAGUCUAAAGGCAAGAAGAAAAACAAACCGAAGAGGAAAGAGAAUCGUCCAAACAGGGCAGAUGGAGGAUUUGUCGAUUUGUCACCUCAGGAAAGGGUGAAAUUAAGAAUGCACGAGAAGGCUAAGAAGAAAACAGCUGAGAAGUACUCAGUGCAGCAGCUGAUAGAGAAGACCGAGGAAUACAUGGAUAGUUUUGACUUUGAGAUGGCUCGCCUCUUCUGUCAGCGAGCCCUGGAUGUGGAUUCUAACAACCUACAAGCUCUUGACUUACUGGGACAUAUUUGCACUGAAUUGGGAGACGUCCAAAAAGCAAAAGGAGCUUUUCUGCGUGCGGUUGAGCUGAGCCCAGAUGAAGGCCACAGUAAGUACAUGUACCUGGGACAAAUUCACACUGGCCAAGAGGCUGUGGACUACUAUACGAGAGGAAUUCAAGUCCUUCUGCCAGCAUUGGAAAAACAAGAAACAUCAACAGCUCAGGCCAGUGCUGCUGCUCCAACAGAUGAGGACCGUGAGCUUCCCACAGCAAAGGACGUCAGUGUAGCCUACUGCUCCAUCGCUGAGAUUUACUUGACAGACCUCUGCAUGAAUGAGGGAGCUGCAGAUAAGUGCAGGGAGUUCAUAGAAUUAGCAUUAAAAUAUCACCAUGACAACCCCGAAGCUCUCCAGCUUAUGGCCAGUUACCUGUUUAGUACAGAGAAAAACCAGGAAGGCAAAGAAUACCUGUUAAAAAGUGUUGGAAUGUGGUUACCUGCACAGAAACCAGGUGCAUCUUCCUCCACCGAUGAGGAAGAUCUGCAGAAUGUGCUCCCUCCAUACGAGUCUCGCAUCACCGCGGCCAAACUGCUCAUCGAGUCGGAGGAAUAUGAGAUGUCCGUAGAUGUGUUGGAGGGUCUUCUGGAGGAAGAUGAUGAAGUCGUACAGGUGUGGUACCUCUCUGGCUGGGUGUGCUACCUCCAGUGGGUAAAAGCAAAGGAGCAGCAAGAGAGAGAGGGAAGAGAAGCGACGGAGGAGGAGAAAGAGGAGCGGCAGGCAUUGCAGGAGGCAGCCAGAUCCUACCUGACCAAUGCAAAGAAGCUCUACAGUAAACUACAGUGUGACGAUCAGCCCAUGUUGGAGCAUGCGGAGCAACUGCUGGGCGAACUGGGAGGGGAGAUGGAAGCAGAGGAGCUUGAUCCAGCCUUGGAUGAGGACUUUGAGCCCUGCAGUGAUGAGGAAGCAAAUGAUGAUGCUGAGGCCCCCAUGGAGCACUGACCCCCACCACCUUUCUUUUGAUAUUACUUUUUCCCAUCCUGCCUUCCUGUAGUUCUCUAAAGUGCCUUUUUUAACAGUUUUUUUUUUCCUUUCUCACCUGCUCAUCAAAGAUUAAAUCGUUGUGCACAAACUCCUA